Molecule: messenger RNA, 1006 nt
Organism: Cyprinus carpio (common carp)
Lineage: Eukaryota; Metazoa; Chordata; Actinopteri; Cypriniformes; Cyprinidae
Gene: glipr1a
Product: GLI pathogenesis-related 1a
Exons: 5
Coding region: 64-825 (253 amino acids)
Cellular component (GO): extracellular region
Source: RefSeq, a predicted model, not a curated record
CAGGAAACCUGCCGGAAACUCUGAGAGUUUAACCAGUUGUAAGUUUAACAGUCAAACUCGGCGAUGAGUGAAUAUCUUCACCUACUGAUCUCUGUCACGGUUCUGCUAGGUCUGGUUUCCUGCGAGCCGGUCUUUGAUAUCACGGAUCCAGCGUUCAUUCAGGAAUGCGUGAGCGAACACAACAGGCACCGCGCCAACGUGAACCCAGAGGCCGCAAACAUGCGCUACAUGACGUGGGAUGAAGGCCUGGCAGUGACGGCGCGGGCCUGGGCCAGAUUCUGCAUCUUUAAACAUAACAUUCACCUCAAGGAGGUGAGAAGGGUACAUCCCACAUUCACAUCUGUGGGAGAAAACAUCUGGGCAGGAACGCCGUACUCCUCAUUCAAACCUGAAUCUGCAGUGAUGUUGUGGAAUAACGAGGACAAAGAUUACAAUUACGAUACAAAGCAGUGCUCAAAAGUAUGCGGCCACUACACACAGAUUGUCUGGGCAGAUUCGUACAAGGUUGGUUGCGCCGCACAAGCGUGUCCCAAUGGUGUGGCUGAAACACGCUUCUCAACAGUGCCUGGAAUCAUUUUUGUGUGCAAUUAUGCGACAGCAGGAAAUUAUGCAGGUGUAUCUCCGUACAAAAGAGGCGCCUCAUGCAGCGGCUGCAAACAAGAGACAUGUAGAGCCAAACUCUGUCAAAACUCCACCCGCGAUGCGCUGCAGAGUAAGUGUCUCCUCCUGAUCUCUCAGUCAGCCCAAAAUGCACUCCAUUCACAAUUACAAAUGUCUGAAUGUCACAUCUUUAACAGGUGUCUGUAUCUGCACUCAACACUUUGAUGUCAAAAGCCGAUCACGUGGCACAAGACAACAACAACAAAAAAAAAUUGCAUUAAAUAGGAUGAUCAUAGUUUGACAAAUCUGCAUUGUUUUGUGUAGUGAAGAGCAUGAAACCAUUGAAACUUACCUAAUAUUUAGAGACACUAAAAAACACUACCAUUUAUGCCAUAGAAACAAAAAU